Molecule: messenger RNA, 951 nt
Organism: Staurois parvus
Lineage: Eukaryota; Metazoa; Chordata; Amphibia; Anura; Ranidae
Source: the annotation of a GenBank genome assembly
AUGUCCUAUUUUCCAGGAUCGGACGCCCUCUUUUUGUUCGUCUACAUCUUCACAUUUGUAACAGGACUUCCCCUGAACAUAGCAGCCCUGUGUACGCUCAUCAAAAAAUUUAGGCAAGGUGUCCUACCAGUGGACAUCCUGUUGGUCAACUUGACCAUUUCCGAUUUGCUUCUUUUGAUGUUUCUUCCUUUCCGCAUGUUGGAAGCCGCAUCUGGCAUGCAGUGGAAUAUGCCGUAUGUGUUAUGUCCUUUGUCAUCGUUUAUGUAUUUCAGCAGCAUUUACAUCACCUCUCUCUUCCUCAUGGCCAUCAGCCUGGAGAGGUAUCUUGCUGUUGCCUUUCCUAUCAAAUACACGCUUCUCCGGAAACCAAUCUACUCUGUGCUGACUAGCCUCUUCAUCUGGUUCAUUGGAUCUGUUCACUGCAGUAUUGUAUACAUCGUGGAGCAUGUUCUUCCCAAUAAUAUGACGGAACACAACAAUAUGACGUGCUACAGUACGUUUUCUCCACGCCAGCUCAAGAUUCUACUCCCAGUCAGGCUAGAAAUGAGUUUGCUCCUGUUCCUCAUCCCAUUUUUGAUCACCGUCUUCUGUUAUGCCAAUUUCAUCAAGAUCGUCCUGUCUCAGCCUCGCAGAAGAAGAAAAAUAAGAGCCAUCUGCCUAGUGGUGGUCACCCUCAUUAAUUUCAUCCUUUGUUUCAUGCCCUAUAAUUUAUCGCAUGUUGUAGGGUUUUUCCAGGGCGAUAGUCCACAGUGGAGAGUCUACUCUCUGCUCCUAAGUACCUUCAAUGCGGCGUUGGAUCCUCUCAUAUUCUACUUCUCAUCUGCUUCCUUUAAGAAAGUCUUUUUGGAGGGGCUGGUGGACGUUUUGAAAAAGUUGCAUUUUGGAAAGUGUUGCUAUAAAAUGUGCAUUGCUCCUUGCGAGAGAGAGGCUAAAGCGAUCAGAGUUCCAUAA